UUGUCCUGGGGGAGGCUUGGGGGGUGUAGUGGGGGGCAGCCCUGCGGAAGGAGCCUCUCACUCACAACUCCCUGGAGCACAGGGGGAGAAAACGGGCCUCUCGUCCCCUCGCCCCUCUUGUCCUCACCGAAGGACAAGGAGGCUUUCUGAUUGAAGGCCUCUGAAAGGCUGGGAGCUCCUGGGAGUGGUUACCUCGGGCCAUAUGGGCCAGCCCCCUUGGUGCCUGCCUUCUCGGUGCCUAAAUGCUGCCGGGUGCCUUGAAUGAACAUGGGCGCGAGAAGGAAUCACAGCGUGGCCGGUCAUAUCUGCUUGGUCUUCCUUCCUCUUCUGUCAUGUCAGGGCCCAGCACCAGGUACCCCCAGUCCCACCAGCCCCUGUAGGAGGCGUCUGAGGAGAUGGGACUGUGAGCUCGGUGCCCGGGUUCCUGAGCAGCAUCUGGCACCUGAAGGGUCUCAGCGUGAACCUUGCAAACGUCCUUCUAAAGGGAUGGCAGCCACGCUGUUACCUGCCGGGUGCUGCAGGAGAAAUGUCAGCUGCUUGAACAGAAGGGGUUUGGGGAGCUGCCCUUGUGCUGGCGAAGGCCUGUUAUCAGGGUCCAAAUUGCCCUAUGGUGCCCCCUCUGACUUGCGCCCAGGGCGCCCGCCACUGGUCCUGCAUCUCCGACACCUGUACCGGGGAGGGGGGGGUGCGGAACCCUCCCCUUUUUACUUUUUCCUUCCAGCAGAGACUCAGGAGUCCCCCAGCGUUAGUUCGUGAGGAGACUCCCAGGCGCCUCCUCUUCCCCCACCAGAAUUUGCAUGUCCAGUUUAAAAAAAAUUACAGUAAAAUAUACAUAGCGUAAAAUUAACCACUGUAAGGUUUUUAAGGCGUAAGCUCAGUGGCAGUACUUUUGCUCACCCUGUUCUGUGGCCGCCACCGCCCGGCCCCUCGUCCUGUGCUUCCUGGAACAGUCUGGCUGCUUCGGGGGCCACACGGGUGGAGGACUCACGCAGCGUGACCUCUUGUGUCUGACCUCACCGAGCACAGUGUCUCGGGUUUGGGGGUUUUGUGUGUUUGUGUGGUGCUGUUUAGCCACACUGUAGUGUUCUUCUGUGAUAUUUUUUUUUUUUUUUUUUUUUUUUUUGGUAUUUAGAAGAGCAAGAAAUGAGAUUGGUUUUAGGGCUUGCAUGUUUGAUGUUGCCUUCUCUAGGUUUGGACACCAGCACUUUUCCAGUGUAUCAGACACACUGGCUACCUGUCCAUCUUUUUUUCUACAUUGGAACUGACUUUAUAUAGCGAGAGGUACUUUGGUCCAGCAAGGUUUCCUAAGUCUUCAUCAUUUCUCGUAACUCAGUUUCCCUGUGACCUAAAGGGACAGCCAUCAGAGCACCCGCCUCUGAGACGUUCUUGUCAACGGUGGUCACUGGUCCUUCCUUGGCCCGUCCCCGGCUUGUCCCUGGCCCAGCUGGUUCUUGGUGCUGGGAUGACUGCCCAUCCUGGGGUCCAGUCCAGCCUGUUGCUGUCACACUGUGAGAACGGACCCCAUCCAUGGGCUGCCCGCUCGCAGCUUUGGGACCCGCGCCCCUAACAUGAAACGCUUCCCUCCCACCGUCUCAGACACUCGACCUGGCCAAGUUCGUGGCAACCAGUGUGCUGCAGCCAGGCUUUGGGACCCCAUUUGCCAGCCUCUAGGUGAAGGGAGUCCAGGCAGAAAUGGCCUGAUUUAGUUUCCUGGGGCCGCAGCCACGAAGCCCCACAAACUGGGUGUUUUCCCUCCGUGUCCAGAGGUCUGAGGUCCAGGUGUCGAAGGGUGGGUUCCUCCUGGAGGCUCUCCUGGUGCCCGGCUGUCUGGGCAGACACAUCACUCUGGCCCCUGCCCUGUCUUCCCAUCGCAUCUGCCCCUCCUUUCUCUUGUAGAGACACCAGUCUUUGGAUGUAGGGUCCUCCCUAGUCCACUGUGGCCCGACCUUAGCUCAGUGCCAUCUGCAAAGACCCCAUGUCCGAAGAAGGUCCUGGGGUCAUGGCUAGGAUGGCUCUGGGGGCACCGUCAGCUGCAUGGCCUCGGCCCCGGUUCCUCCUUCCCCACCAGGAACCUCCCUGAGGCAGAAGGGAAGCACUUUGAGUUUCUAAGUUGCCUUGUGCCACCUGGCCUCACCGUAAAGGUUUGAUACGUAGAGCUUUAUGUACAUUUUUACCUUUUUCAGGAGUAAUUCUGGAUAAGGCUUAAUGGCAACAUAUGAGCACCUGACUAUGCAUGUUAUUUAUUUAAAACAACUUGUCCUCUAAAAGUUUUCUGAUUUUUCUUUUUCUUUUGCAGUUUUUUUUUAUUUUGGUGGUGGUGGAGGGAAUUAAUUGUAUUUAAUUAUUAUAAUUUUUUUUAACGGAGAUACUGGGGAUUGAACCUAGGACCUCAUGCAUGCUAAGCACACGCUCUACCACUUGAGCUGUACCCUCCCCCAGUUUUCUGAUUUUUCUAAUGAAAAACAUUAGGGACCUGGAAGCAACUGCUACCUGCACCUGUGUUUUCCUCUCGUGGCCACUUCCAGCCCAGGACGUGUGUCCGUGGGUCCUGCUCUGGGCAGGUCCCAGGCGGUGCCCGUCGUCCCAGCUCUUGGGUGGGUCUGCCGUCAUCCAGCCGCUGUGCGUGUGCGCCUGCAGUCAGCGCCCCGGGAGUCCCUCCUGGUUCCCUUGGGGCCGCCUCGGCUUCGACAGGAGCCAUCCUGUCCUGGUAGUUCUCUCUGUAGGCUCGGUCAAGGGGCUUACCCACCUGAGCCGGCCACAGCUGGCCAAAGACAGACGCUGUCUGCGGUCACAACUGUCCAGUCUGUACUGAAAACCUGCUGGAUGCGUGGCCAGUGAAGGAGGACGGGGGGGCCUGGCAAAGCGCGUUGAUGCAGGGCUGGCCGCUAAGUCUGCGUCUGCCUGGCUUCCGUCCCCCAGGGGAGCCACUUCUGCAGCAGCAGCAGCAGCAGCAGCACUUUGCCCUCACCCGCGGGCGGGCACGCGGGUCCCCGGGCUGGCGAGGCCGUCUCAGGUGGCUUUCAUCUCAGGUCAGCAACGGUGCAGGCCCCCAGGAUGAGCGCAUCACCAGCCUGCUGGUGUUCAGCUUCCUCCAGAGCUGCUCCCCCUCCAGUUUCCGCAGAGAGCUGGAGGCACUGGGCCACCAGCUCUCCAUGUGCACGGCCCUUGACGAUGAGCUGCAGACAGAUGGCAGCCAGUGGAGCCACCCCCUCGGGGGCGCAGCGGACACAGUUUCUGCGAGUCAAGAGGAGGCCAUCUGGGACAUCGCCAGGCAGCUCGCACAGAUUGGGGACACAAUGGGCCGCAGCAUCCACCCAGGGCUGAUCCACGGCCUGGCCGCGCAGUUCACAAAUGGCAGCCUCUCGGAGGAGGACAGAAGGCGGGGCUUCGCCACGACUCUGGGGCAGCUCCUCCAGGCCUGCCCCGCAGAUGUGGACCAGGAGAAGACUUUGCUCGUGCUGACCAUGCUCCUGGCCAAAGAGGUGGCCAGUCACACGCCAGCCUUGCUCCAGGACGUCUUCCGCACAACGGUGAACUUCAUCAACCAGAAUCUUCUCACCUAUGUGAGGAACUUAGUCCAAAAUGAGCUGGACUGAGUGGACCACUCGAUGAAAACAGGGCUGGAGAAACUUGAGCUGGUGACAGCAGUGCAGCUGCCUUCGUGGGUAUUUAAGCAGCUGAGAGGACCAUCCCAGAGCCGGUGUUUAACUGGGACCACUCAGCAACCUCCCUUCCCCGCCGAGUGAGCGUGUGCACACGUGACUGUUCCACACUGUCACCUGAACCCGUCCCCAUGCCAGGCCUUUACCCGACGUCAGCUGUGAGGGCCCCACCUACUGUAAAGGUGUUCAGGUCUUUUUGUUUUAAAAAAGUACCCACUCGACUGCUCCUGAAAGUUCAGCCCUGGGGGUGGUCUCAGGGCAGCAGGGCUCUGUGUUUGAGGACCAAGCGCUGGAGGGGGGGGGGAGGGGGCGUGCCCCUUACAAGUGAAAAAGUACCCCUGGAAGGAGGGACAGCCUAAUACCAAGGAAGUCCAGUCUUCCUAUUUAAAAACCAAAGGGCACAAGAGGUCUGGGCUCAGUGGGAACAUCAGGCCUCAAAAACAUGUUUUUGACUUUUUCCUUUUAUUUGAGUCAAGAACCAAAGGCACUUACAAGGUGUGGAGACGACUUCAAGUCAAGCAGUUUACAAAGUCACCACGCACCCUCUUCUCACCGAGCUGCGCCCGUGGGGGGUAUCUGGAAACUCCCCUCUCCCCAGCCGGCCCCUCAGCUCACCCCUGCCUGAGGGCUGCGUGUGGAGAGCAGCUCUCUAGGCAUAAACGUGAAAGAACAUUUAGUCUUCUAGAAAUCCAGCAUCUGAGAGGCUCCCUGCGGUGGGGACACAAGCCAGAGCAUAGGCAGCACACAUCACUCAGCACCAGAGUAAACCAGGGGCACUUACGUUUCGAAACAGCGCAGCCCAGUCUGUCCUGCCGAGGCAGAGGCAGGCAGUGGACGUGGGGCCUUCGUGACUGCGAGCGUGGUGCUUUGGGAGGCACAUGAACAGGGCGGUGAAGUAAUAAACAUGUUCUUGUCACCAAAA
Messenger RNA from Camelus dromedarius (Arabian camel), 4584 nucleotides. It is a transcript of the gene BID, whose product is annotated as BH3 interacting domain death agonist. The transcript is spliced from 4 exons. The coding region runs from base 2871 to 3596 and encodes 241 amino acids. Gene Ontology annotation, cellular component: cytosol; cytoplasm; mitochondrion. The record is from RefSeq and is a predicted model, not a curated record. Lineage: Eukaryota; Metazoa; Chordata; Mammalia; Artiodactyla; Camelidae. Gene Ontology annotation, biological process: positive regulation of intrinsic apoptotic signaling pathway; apoptotic mitochondrial changes; positive regulation of release of cytochrome c from mitochondria.